AUGGUAUAAAGGUAGAUGGAUAUUAUGUAUUGUAAGCAUGAUGAGAAGGAAUAUAAAUAAAUGUAAAUAUUACAAAAGAAAAAAAGGAAAUUUAUAUAAACAGUGGUGGUGGAUCAUAUGAUUAAGAAGGAAAUUAGAAAAAGAUAGGAAAAUGGGUAGAAUUGGAUGAAGGAUUUGAUUCAAAUAAAUAAACUACAUAUAAUAGAGAAUAUAAUAUCUAUGGUUAUAAGAUUGGUAGAUGGGAUGGCUUUGAGUUAUAAAAAGACUCUUAUAUAUAUGGAGGUAUAGAUUUCAAAAUUUAUCAACUAGAAAAUCCAUUUAUUAUGAUAAUCAAUCAUCCUUAGCUAAAGAAAAGUAAUUAGUUGAUUUUAUGUUAGAUAAAUAUAAUAAACUAUAAUUUAUAAGGGACAAACAUUAGAUUAUAAAAAAGUAGGUAUAUGGGAAAUUAGAUCAUAAAAUUAGAAAAUGUAAUUAUUAUAAGUAUAUAGGCUAUUUGAAUAUGAAGUGGGGGUGGAUCAUAUGAUUUAGAAGGAAAUUAGAACAAUAUUGGAAAGUGGAUAGAAGUGGAUGAAGGGUUUUGUUAUGGUAAAUAAGUCACAUAUGUUGGUGAAUAUAAUUUGAAUGGUAUGAAGGUAGGUAUAUGGGAUAUUUGUUUGUUUGGAAGAAAUUAUUUGUAAAUAUAUAUAUGCUAAGGGGGAUAUGCAUUUAGAGGUG
Molecule: messenger RNA, 714 nt
Organism: Paramecium sonneborni
Lineage: Eukaryota; Ciliophora; Oligohymenophorea; Peniculida; Parameciidae
Source: the annotation of a GenBank genome assembly